AUGGCAGAAGUCGGUCCAGCAUUGACCCAUUCACUAUCCACAGGUUCUGCCCAGACUUGGCGUAUCUGCAACUCGGCCAUGAAGAGGACCAAGAAGACGACCACCGAGACGACCACCCAGACCGUCGUCACCGAGUCCGAAUCCGAAUCAGAGCCGGAAUGCAGCGUGACAGAGCAGUCGGGGUCGGAAUCGGCGUCGGAGAAUGCUCCUCCUUCCUCUUCAGAGCGUGGAAGGUCGACUGACGAAGAUGCCCCUGGAGAGACCACGACCGACAGCUCGGGGGGGCAGCAGCAACAGAAACUCAAAGCAGACGUACCGAUCCCCGACAAAAAGGCCAACAGCUACCCCUCGGCCCUUCCGGGCCCCCACCCCCGUCGGCCAAACUACAUCGAGCCCAUCCGCGCCGAAGUGGUCCAGACGGAGCGCGUCAUCGAGACGCCCGAAGACCCCAGCCCAAACGCCUACUACGACGCCCGGAACAACAUCGUCCGCGUGUAUCACGGUCCCGUGUGGGGGAGAAGCAGCAGCGCCAGCAACGCGGGCCAAUUCCAGUCCCUGUACCCACGCCGCGAUACCUCCCUGCGUCCGCUGCCGAUGGGCGUCCCGCAUCCCAUGCAGAAUCCGUACCAUCACGGUUUUGCCAGGCCCCUGAGCGACGGGUGGGAUUACGCGUGGCAGCAGCAGCAGCACCCAAUGUACUACCCCCCCAUGGAGAAUGAGGCGUACCUCGCUCCUCCUCAUGGUGCUGCUGCUGCCGCUACUGCUCCUUCCCCGGAACCGGCUACGAACAAGGGUGCUUUUGGUGUCGAUGCUGCUGUCGAUGAUGGCAUGCCGAGAGGUUACAAGAUCGGAAAAGACAACCCCUACCUUCUCCCCAAGAAAUCCAUCUUCGCCAACCGAUCCCCCUCCUCCAGGUCUCCCCGGGACAUGAACGACACCGCUGGCGCUGGCACCACGGUGGGGGGCGACAGCCACGGCGGCCCCGGACAAGAUGGCUGGGGAGAUGCCAAGAGUAACCGCGGGCCUGUAUCCGGAUGGGUUGAUGACGACAAUAUCAGACAGGCAGGUUCGGGUGGAUGGGGUGAUGUGAAUGAUGACGACAACAAUAACAACAAUGACCAGGCAGGAUGGGCCGAUACCAACAAUGAUAGCAAUGCCAACCAGACAGGAUGGGGAGAUGCAAACAUUGACGACGACGCCAACGACGACGACAGCAAUGACCCCGGAAAUACAUGGGGCUCAUCUACACCUGCUGCCGUUGCAACCGACGACGACGUCCAUCACAUGCCCGGAUCCUGGUGUGAUCCUACUGCUGCUGUGGCUACGGGCGGUCAAGUUGAUGCGGCUGUUUGGUGA
Molecule: messenger RNA, 1356 nt
Organism: Geosmithia morbida
Lineage: Eukaryota; Fungi; Ascomycota; Sordariomycetes; Hypocreales; Bionectriaceae
Exons: 4
Coding region: 1-1356 (451 amino acids)
Source: RefSeq, a predicted model, not a curated record